Molecule: messenger RNA, 157 nt
Organism: Cetraspora pellucida
Lineage: Eukaryota; Fungi; Glomeromycota; Glomeromycetes; Diversisporales; Gigasporaceae
Source: the annotation of a GenBank genome assembly
CAAAAAGAGAAAAGACAGAGAUUUUACAUCAUGGAAAGAAUAUAAAGAAUAUGUUAAUGGAUAUCCUAUAGCUUUGUACAAAUUAUUUUAUACAAAGAUCAAGGUGCAAAAUUUUAUAGAUCAACAAAAUAUUAAUUAUAUUAAAGAUACAUUAAAU